Molecule: messenger RNA, 201 nt
Organism: Linum trigynum
Lineage: Eukaryota; Viridiplantae; Streptophyta; Magnoliopsida; Malpighiales; Linaceae
Source: the annotation of a GenBank genome assembly
AUGGAACGGCAAAAAGAGUGGGGAGAAUGGGAUGUCGGCGCUUCGAGGUGGGGAGAACAAGACAUCGACGCUUCAAUGGGAUCAACGGAUGGGCAGAAGGAAUGGGGUAAAGGGGAUGAAAAUCGAAAUGAAUUGCUUCUUAGAUCUUGGUGUCUAGCUUUCUCCGCUUGCUUCUUCCACAUCCGAGAGAGUAUCACCUGA